CGCAUCAGAGGCUCAAGAAGCCAUCGCGCCAGCGGCUAGCCACACUGGCCGGUCGCCCCGUCACCGACUCCGCCGCGGCCGCCGCCGAUGCAGAAUCCCAAUGGCACCAUCCUCCAGCUCUACCACGCCGGCAGGCUCGCCGCCGCCCUCCGCGCCUUCGAGUCGAUCUCCUCUUCCCCAGCCCCUCUCACCGCCGCUACCUAUGCCGCCCUCGUCGCCGCGUGCUCCCGCCUGCGCUCUCUCCCGCAAGGCCGCCGCGUACACCGCCACCUUGUCGCCUCUUCGUCGUCGUCGUCCUCCUCCCCGGGUGCCCAGCUCGCCAGAAACACCGUCCUCAACAACCACAUCAUCACCAUGUACGGGCGGUGCGCCGCCCCGGACUCCGCCCGCCAGGUGUUCGACGAAAUGCCCGCCAAGAACCCCGUCUCCUGGGCCGCCGUCAUCGCCGCGCUCGUCCAGAACGGCCGGGCCGGUGACGCUCUUGGGUUGUUCUCGUCCAUGCUACGGUCAGGGACUGCUGCUGACCAGUUUGCGCUCGGCAGUGCCGUGCGUGCUUGCACGCAGCUUGGGGACGUUGCCGCUGGGAGGCAGGUGCAUGCCCAUGUGUUGAAGUCAGAGAGAGGUAGUGACUUGAUUGUGCAGAACGCACUCGUCACAAUGUACUCCAAGAAUGGCUUGGUUGACGAUGGAUUCAUGCUCUUUGAGAGGAUUAGAGAUAAAGACUUAAUUUCCUGGGGGUCAAUUAUUGCUGGGUUUGCACAGCAAGGUUUUGAAAUGGAGGCACUAAAGGUUUUCAGAGAGAUGAUUGUUGAGGGCCUGCAUCAUCCGAACGAAUUUCAUUUUGGUAGUGUGUUUCGUGCAUGUGGGGCUGCAGGGAGUUGGGAGUAUGGUGAGCAGAUUCAUUGUUUGUCCAUCAAGUAUAGGUUGGACCGUGAUUUAUAUGCUGGUUGCUCACUGAGCGACAUGUAUGCGCGGUGCAAGAAGCUAAAGUCUGCAAGGGUCGCAUUUUACAGGAUUGAGGCACCUGAUUUAGUUUCUUGGAAUUCCAUAAUAAAUGCAUACUCUGUUGAAGGCCUACUUAGUGAGGCCUUGGUCCUGUUCUCAGAGAUGAGAGAUUCUGGUUUGAGACCUGAUGGUAUUUCUGUUAGGGGCUUGUUGUGUGCAUGUGUUGGCUGUGAUGCCUUAUAUCAUGGUAGAUUGAUCCAUUCCUACUUGGUCAAAUUGGGUUUAGAUGGGGAUGUUUCAGUUUGUAAUUCUUUACUCAGCAUGUAUUCAAGGUGUUCAGAUUUACCCUCUGCAAUGGAUGUUUUUCAUGAGAUAAAGGAUCAGGAUGUCGUAACCUGGAACAGCAUUCUUACUGCCUGUGCCCAACACAACCAAAUGGAAGAAGUCCUGAAGUUAUUUGGCCUGUUGAACAAGCGUGAGCCAAAUCUUGAUAGGAUUAGUUUAAACAAUGUACUGAGCGCUUCUGCUGAGUUGGGUUACUUUGAAAUGGUGAAACAGGUUCAUGCAUAUGCCUUCAAGGCUGGACUAGUGGAUGAUACAAUGCUUAGUAAUUCUCUAGUUGACACUUAUGCUAAAUGUGGAAGUUUAGAUGAUGCCAUGCGGCUCUUUGAAAUAAUGGGCAACAAUCGCGAUGUGUUUUCGUGGAGCAGCUUGAUUGUUGGGUAUGCCCAAUUUGGUUAUGCAAAGGAAGCACUCGAUUUAUUUUCAAGGAUGAGAAGCCUGGGAAUCAGGCCAAAUCAUGUAUCCUUCAUCGGUGUUCUCACAGCAUGCAGUCGUGUCGGUUUUGUUCAUGAAGGCUGCUAUUAUUACAGCAUUAUGGAGCCUGAGUAUGGUAUUGUUCCAACACGAGAGCAUUGUUCAUGUAUCAUUGAUUUGUUGGCACGUGCUGGAAGACUAACUGAGGCAGCAAAGUUUAUUGACCAAAUGCCAUUUGAUCCUGAUAUUAUAAUGUGGAAGACUCUUCUGGCUGCUAGCAAAACACACAAUGAUAUGGAUAUGGGUAAGAGGGCAGCAGAAGGUAUUUUGAAUAUUGAUCCUUCCCAUUCGGCAGCUUAUGUUUUGCUGUGCAAUAUAUAUGCUGCUUCUGGCAAUUGGAAUGAGUUUGCCAGAUUGAAGAAGGCUAUGAGAAGUAGUGGUGUUAAAAAAUCACCUGGGAAGAGUUGGGUUAAACUUAAGGGGGAGGUAAAAGUCUUUAUAGUGGAGGACAGGUCACAUCCAGAGUCUGAGGAAAUAUACACAAUGCUGGAGUUAGUUGGAAUGGAAAUGAUAAAAGCUGGUUAUGUUCCAAAGUAUUCAUGUAAACAUUCUAUUGUUGAUCAUAUUGAUAGUGAUUUGUUCAAUGAUGAAAUGCUAGCUGAAUACAGUUGAGUGGGAGAUGAAGAAAACAUUCAUAGCUGAAUCUGGGGUAUUUCCAUUGCCCCAUGUUGUAAGAAAUACUCGUUUAUCAUCCAGAGAGUUGUGAAGGUUUUGUCAGAAUUGCAAUGGAAAAUCUACAGAAGCUAUGUAAACGUGGUGUCAUCAUCACACACCAUUUGGGAACUUACUGAUGUCAACUUGCCUAGGAAAUAUGUUUUACAAUGUGGGCUCGACAAAUCGUACAUGGUGGGCCUGCUGAUGGAGCUACUCAUGUAAUCUUGCUAAUGAUAUACGAAGCACAACUGGGGCUGAUGUAUUGGUUUCAGCUGUCCCAUAUUUCCCUUAUGUAAGAUUCAGUCCAGUGAGCCGUACACAAGGUAGUCACUAGUCAAUAUUCAAGUUUGUGUACAAGGGCUAUUCAUUGUCCUCAUCCAGCUUGCCACUCCCCCCUUUCCUCAUCCAGUAUGAGGAAAUGUGUUUCUCAAGGUUGAUUGGAUUCAUUGUAAAUAGUGAGAUACUCAAAUGAUCUGAGCUAUUUGAUACAUGAAAGGCCAACUGGGCUCUCUAUAUUUGUUUAAGCUGCCAGAUAAGUAGAUUCCGAUUCAGUGAGCCAUACACAAGAUAGCAGCUUGUCAACAUCAAUGGAGCAUACUACAUUAAGUUUGAAGGAUUCUCAUAUCGAAAAGCUCAAAUCAAUAAUCCAAUGGGCUGACUGUGAAGAUACAUGUUUGAUAAGCAGCAUGAAUUUGCUGAGCGAGUGACAGUGACACAAAUAACAACAUGAUGAUGGAGGACUCAACAAACAAGAGUUGACAAUAUUCUUCAUCUCAAAGGAAACGACCAAGAUGAUAGUACACCUUACCUGGUAGAAUCCAAUGGAGUUGAAUCCUAAACUAAGAUUGAGAAGGCCAAUUGAGGUG
Messenger RNA from Oryza brachyantha (malo sina), 3281 nucleotides. RefSeq names its product pentatricopeptide repeat-containing protein At3g53360, mitochondrial. The record is from RefSeq and is a predicted model, not a curated record. Lineage: Eukaryota; Viridiplantae; Streptophyta; Magnoliopsida; Poales; Poaceae. The coding region runs from base 88 to 2373 and encodes 761 amino acids. Gene Ontology annotation, biological process: RNA modification. Gene Ontology annotation, molecular function: RNA binding; protein binding. The transcript has 5 exons.